This is a messenger RNA of Drosophila mojavensis, 3386 nucleotides long. RefSeq lists its product as uncharacterized. The transcript is spliced from 5 exons. Lineage: Eukaryota; Metazoa; Arthropoda; Insecta; Diptera; Drosophilidae. Bases 619 to 1386 code for a protein of 255 amino acids. The record is from RefSeq and is a predicted model, not a curated record.
UACCCAUUGUACCCUGUCAAAGGGUUGAGACCAUCAUCACUGCGCAAAUCGUCCUACUCCAACAGCAGCAGCAGCUGCAGCAGCAUCAACAACAGCAGCAGCGCCUGUCCCCCGCCGCCGCCCACGCCGCAUCAGAUCCAAACAAACGCCAGCACCAGUCAGCACCAACAAAGGCACCAACAACAGCAGCAACAGCAACAGCAACAUCAGCAGCAACAGCAUCCACAAUACAGACGCAACAGCAGCAGCUUGGCAGCGAAGCCUGCCAUCAAUUUGCUCAGCAAUCGACAGCAGUUCAACUACUUCGAGUUCCCAUCGCCGACUCGCAGCGGCAGCUCUUUGCUGGCCAAUCGAUACACCGCUGCAGUCUCCACACCAGCGCUCGACUGCAAUCCCGGCACGAGCUGCAACAGCCACAGCCACAGCAAUUGCAACAACAACAACAACUACAACAGCAGCAGCUACAGCUCUGCGGUUGCCAAAGCGGCUGCUUCAACUGCUUGUGCUCUACUUGCCACGUGCCACGUGGCCAGCAAUUCGUCCACAGCCCCAGCUCCGGCGCCUGCACCAGCCCCAACCCCAACCACCUGUCAGCCAGAAACCACAAACAGAGAGAGCAUGGGUCGACGUGAGAUUAAACGCUCCAAUACCAGUGGCUCCACCUCCAGAUCCUAUGACAGCGGCAGCGCAACCACAAAUUUUGUGGGAAAAUUCACGCAAAGCGUGCGCCGCAUUGUGCAGGAUGUGAAGGACGAGGGGGCACCGAGCGGCAUGACGCGCGACGAGGUUAUCGAGACGAACGAACGCUUGAGAUCAUUACGGCUGCGCCUCGAGGAGUCCUACGAUACGGUAAAGAAAGCACUGAUUAAUCUAAUGAACCAAUACGGCGACUCGAAGAGCCAUCGCAACAUCUUCCAGCGCUAUCCCAAGCUCAAGCUCAUGAUUAAGGAAGUUAUACGCCUGGAGACUCAGUAUUGGACAUUAGUCGAUAUUCCGCGACAGGAGAAGCAGGAAACUGUGCCCUCGUACGUGAUGCGCGCCUGCUCAAUCAUGGAGAAGACCCAGAAGUCGGGCGAGGGCGUCAAGACCUCGGCUCGCCUGGCCGAGGAGGCGGCUGAGCGCCGGGAGCGCAUGGAGCGCCUGGAACACAUGACAACGGCACAAAUUGAGCUCGAGAAUACGCAGCUGAUUAAUGAUUUAUAUCGCUUGCUGAAAAAGUAUCUCGGCUUGCGGCACUUGAUACGCGUGCUAAAGGAAGAGUACGGCAGCUCAAAGAUGUAUCCGAUAUUUCCGCGGUACACAAUGCUCAAGGACAUGAUAAAGGGCAUUAUGCACGACCCCGACUACAUGGAGGUGUGCCACGAAACGCUGGCCAACUCCAACUGAGCCGAGGCAUCCGGAAAUGGCAGGCGUCGCAUGAGUGUCAUAUGAGAGGGCCACCAGGAGACGGACAAUACAACACACGCACACUAAUCCAACCGGACCGGAUGUGUGUCUCUCUGUGUGUGUGUGUGUGUCUGUGGGCUGGAUUUCAUAUGCGACUUUCUGCCAUCUUCCGAACAUGUUUAACAAUUUUCAAUGAACGUUAACUUUUUUGCAUAGUUAGAUACAAAUCUUUAGAUAAUUUUUAGCCAAACAAAAAGGCAAAGCAAACAAAGCAAGAACAACAACUACAACAACAACAACAAAACACCUACCCCACCACAAAAGUAAACUACUUAACUACAACUACUACAACAACAACUAAAACUACAACAAACUAUUUACCACAAACAGUAAAAGACCGUAGAUAAAACUUGGCUAAGAGACAGAUAGAAAGGGAGAGAAAGGGAGAGAGAGAGAGAGUAACCAAAUCAAAGCAAAACAAAACAAAAAGAAACGCAUUUAUUUUAAUGACUUUUUGAGAUGAAUAUAAGAACUACAACAACAAAAACACCAAACAAAACUAAACAAAAACUAAACUUAAAUUACGCGAAUGAUGUACAACUCAAGUAUUAAAUAUCCUUCACAAAUACAUAAUAUAAACCAUUAGCCACAUACAUACAUACAUGAAACAUACAUGUGUUUAUGUGCAUCUCAGCCAUAUCCAUACGUCUAUUAAUUAUACAACAGAAUUAUGUUCGAUUUCGUAUGAAUUCUUUGCAAUUGUAAAGUUGAUGUACUUAAGUUUUAUAAAUUUUAGAAAUCUUCAUUGCAAUUUUAAGAAAGUGUAACUCAAAACGUAUUUAAAAAAUUUAUAAAAUUUUAUAGAUUUAUGAAAUGUUCAUAUAUUUAUUCCUUUAAAAAUGUUCAAACAUUUAUUCGAAUAUCAAAAACUUCAUAAAACUCUGGCAAUAAAAUAAAUUCCUUAAAUUUAAAUAUUCAGUAAAAAAAAAUCAAAGCUUGUAGCUAUUUAUGAAAUAAGUUAAAUUCCAUCUAGAUUCUUUCAAAAAAUCUCAUUGAUUUAUUUCAAUAAGUAUUCCUUUGUUUCCUAUUUUCAAAAUUAUGAUCUAGUAAAUCUAAAUUAAAUUAAAAUCUUAUUCAUAUACAUCUCUAGACAUAUUUCAAUAUUAAGCAAGUAAGCUGCUGUCGGGCGUAACCGACUGAACAAAUACUCGUUCACAAUACCAAAUGACUAUAACUCUGUUUUCCGGCCUAUUAAGGUCUCUCUGUAAAGAAGGUCAUCUCGAGGUCAUCCCUAUGGCUGAUCGUUAAUCUGUAGACCUAAUUCUAUCUUCCAUUUUUCCAAUAUGCCACACUAUUAACCUAACUAUCAUCAAAUAUAGGACUAAUCUAAAUUUCAAGUCUCCGAAUCUCUGUUAUAAACAUAAAUUGUCUAAAACUAAUAUACUCUUUGUCAACUUCGUGAACGAGUAUGAAUAUUUAAAUAACUUGUAUAGUUAGACAAUAUAAGGGAAAUGUUCCCAAACAUUAAAUUAAAACUACAUUUCUUUACACUUUUUGAAGGAAACACCAAUUAUACUCGUAUAAUUAUGAAAGAUAUAUGUAUAUUCAAGUAUAACAACAAAUAACUCAGGAUCAUUUGCUAUGGUUCCUUUGACACUUUAAAACAUUUCGUAGCAAAACUAUUUUUUCAAAACCAAAACCAAAAUGAAAAUCAAAGAUAUAUGUAUGUAACUGUGUGUUUAGCAAAAAAUUAAAAGCUUUAAGUCCUAUGCAAUGUGUAAUUAACACCCCAAAAAACCCUAGAAAAAGACGUUAAGUUUAAAAGUCGAAAAGAAAAAAAAGAAAAAAGAAAGAAUUCCCUAUGUCUUGGUACAGGUAUAUAACCUAUGUUUUAGCUUUAGCCAAUCUUACCAAGAAAUACAUGCAAAUACGUUUAUAAGAGACCAAUGACAAAUUCUACGAGCUUACAACAAUUUAAACAUUUGAACAAGAAGAAGAAU